Ostertagia ostertagi is the source of this 1218-nucleotide messenger RNA. The record is from the annotation of a GenBank genome assembly. Lineage: Eukaryota; Metazoa; Nematoda; Chromadorea; Rhabditida; Trichostrongylidae.
AUGUCUCGCCUUAUCGAAGCGGUCAGUUUUGCUCUCAUUAUCAUCGCUGUAAUGACCAUACGGAAAAUACUUGCUCUGCUCCUAUUUUGCCUAUUGAUCCGCACUUCAACGUUUGAAGUAAUCGACUUGGGAGGCCAAUGGAUUUAUUACUCAACUAACAAAAGUGUUCAUGGUCAAGGUCUUGUUCCCGGUGAUAUCUAUUCUGAUUUACAUCGUUCGGGAGUAAUUCCGGACCCUUUGUUUGCUGACAACCAUCUGCAUUUGUCAUGGAUUGCCGCAGAUAACUGGACGUAUGCCAAAUCAUUUUGUGUCGACCAAUCAAUACUUGAGUACAAAAGGACACUUUUGAUCUUGAGAGGAGUUGACACCAUAUCGACAGUGGUUUUGAAUGGUGACACAUUGUUGAAUACGACUAAUCAAUUUGUGACAUAUUCCGCCGACUUGUUUGGAAUCCUCAAAAAAUGUAACACCAUUGAAAUACGAUUUACUUCACCUGUGUUGUACGCCAAACAGAAAUCGUCUGAAUAUCAUAAGAAUCGCGGUCAUCUUGUUCCACCUGUUUGCCCUCCACCCACGUACCACGGUGAAUGUCAUCCCAAUUUUAUCAGGAAGGCUCAGUACAGCUUCAGCUGGGAUUGGGGACCUGCUAUACCAACUGUGGGGAUAUCGAAGGAUAUCCAGAUUGUUGCUUUCAAUGAUUAUUUCAUGGAUGACUUCACAUGGAUCACUGAAAGGACCGAAGGUAUGAACAUCUUGCGAGUCUGGGGUGGUGGUGUUUACGAGUCGGAAGAGUUCUAUACCUAUGCUGAUUCUAAAGGAAUCUUACUGUGGCAGAUAUGGAGAAUAAAGCGCCAUCCAUCAAUUCUGCUGUGGGCUGGAAACAACGAAAACGAAAUAGCCAUUAGAUCACAUUGGUGGACUGUCGAAAAUUACACAGAAGUGGAUCAAGUCAAGGAUUACCUAAGUCUUUAUAGCGGAGUAGUAAAACCUCUGGUUGAAGAUGCUGAUCCAUCACGAACUUUUCUUCUGUCAAGUCCGAGUAACGGGCAGAAAACUGAGGAAAGUACUAUGUUAAAGCAUAUCGACGAUUCUGAGUGGUUCUAUUCAUCAAAGCAGCUUGUACAUCGGCAACACAAACCGGCUGCUAUAUUGACCAAUCUGAUGAUGGUGUUCAGUCAUUUUCCCCGGUCUGAAAAUAUUUCGAAGGCCGUUGCGUGA